Molecule: messenger RNA, 1313 nt
Organism: Choloepus didactylus (southern two-toed sloth)
Lineage: Eukaryota; Metazoa; Chordata; Mammalia; Pilosa; Megalonychidae
Gene: HMGN3
Product: high mobility group nucleosomal binding domain 3
Exons: 6
Coding region: 169-561 (130 amino acids)
Biological process (GO): chromatin organization
Cellular component (GO): chromatin; nucleus
Molecular function (GO): nucleosomal DNA binding
Source: RefSeq, a predicted model, not a curated record
CCAGAAGGAAAGAGAGUGGAGGACCCAGGAGCAAGCCGCGGAGGUGCAGGUCGCGGCGGCUAGGGUACGGCGCCCUCCGCGUGAGCAGUUGCAGCGGCGGUGGCAGCAUCCAGCGGUGGUAGCAGCAGUUCCAGCCCGUUGCUUUACUUUUUGCUGCACACAGUCAUUAUGCCGAAGAGAAAGUCUCCAGAGAAUUCAGAGGGCAAAGAUGGAUCCAAAGUAACUAAACAGGAGCCCACAAGACGGUCUGCCAGAUUGUCAGCGAAACCUGCUCCACCAAAACCUGAACCUAAACCAAGAAAAACAUCUGCUAAGAAAGAACCUGCAACAAAGAUUAACAAAGGUGCUAGAGGGAAGAAGGAGGAAAAGCAGGAAGCUGGAAAGGAAGGUACUGCACCAUCUGAAAAUGGUGAAAAUAGAACUGAAGAGAUCCACAUCUCUCGCUCAACUGUUAAUGUCUCAACCUCCAGAGGUAUCCUACCCAGCACACUGUCAGUAAAGGGGCACAUUGAAACAGUGAGAGUUAAGGGUACAGUAGAAAAUUCUGCAUGUUUGCAGUGACUAGAAUCAGAUAGUAGCGUGGUGUUUUUAUGAACAGUGGAAGCUUGCAGGUAAGGCUUCCGUGGUUGUUUGAAAAGCAGAAAAAAAUAAAUGUAGAGAAGUGUCUGCAUAAUAUAUUCCUGCCUUGUUGGUUUUACAUCCAGAGUUGAAAUAGGUUUUGCAGUAGAGCUGCUAAAAAACAAGUGCUCAAAAGAGUGUGUGUUGGUGGGGUGGACUUUUCUUUGGCUUAUAGUUGUUUAGUAGUAACUAUCUUUUUUUUCUUCCUUUCUUUUUCACAGGCACAGAAAAUUGAAUCUGUAGAUAACGAGGGAGAAUGAAUUGUCAUGAAAAAUUGGGGUUGAUUUUAUGUACCUUUUGGGACAACUUUUAAAAGCUAUUUUUACCAAGUAUUUUGUAAAUGCUAAUUUUUUUAGGACUCUGCUAGUUGGCAUAUCAAUAAGGAUGGACAUUUUACCUUCUCAUAGUCCUGCUUUUUGGAAAUUUCCAUCAUUCUUGAGUAAAAUAAGUAUCAAUUUAAUAUUGGAAGCUGUGUGUAAAAUUGAUUCAGCAUUCCAUGCACUUGCUUUAAAAAUUUAGUCCUGUGCAUACUGUGGUGUUUAUACUGUGCAUAUUUGAAUUUUUCAUGCAGUUUUUCUAGAGCAAUAAUCAGUGGUGCUUUUGUACCUAGGUUUUAUGUGAUUUUAAUGAAACAUGGAUAGUUGUGGCCACCUGCUGACUGUGGUUUAAAAUAAAAGGUUUUCUUGCCUGCAAAA